AUGGCUUAUAGUCGACAGAAAAGUUAUGUUGACAAACGAAGAAAACCAUUACAAUUUGAGGUGGGCGACCAUGUUUUCUUAAAGGUUACACCAAUGACAGGCAUUGGGAGAUCAAUUCAAGCUAAGAAUUUAACUCCAUAUUUUGUUGGUCCCUUUGAAAUCCAAGAGCAGAUUGGGACACUUACUUACCAGAUUACAUUGCCACCUCAUCUCGUGGGCAUACACGACUUGUUUCAUGUCUCCCAGUUAAAGAAGUAUCAGCUUGACCCGUCUCACAUAAUUGAACCUGAAGAUGUUGAGUUUUGGGAGAACUUGACUUAUCGAACCGAGCCUAAGAGAAUAGACGAUGUAAAAGAGAAGCAGUUUAGGAAUAAGAUCACUUAG
This is a messenger RNA of Prosopis cineraria, 384 nucleotides long. RefSeq lists its product as uncharacterized. The coding region runs from base 1 to 384 and encodes 127 amino acids. The record is from RefSeq and is a predicted model, not a curated record. Lineage: Eukaryota; Viridiplantae; Streptophyta; Magnoliopsida; Fabales; Fabaceae. The transcript has a single exon.